This is a messenger RNA of Oenanthe melanoleuca, 2456 nucleotides long. RefSeq names its product immunoglobulin delta heavy chain-like. The transcript is spliced from 3 exons. Gene Ontology annotation, cellular component: blood microparticle; immunoglobulin complex, circulating; external side of plasma membrane. Gene Ontology annotation, molecular function: antigen binding; immunoglobulin receptor binding. NCBI's taxonomy places the organism in Eukaryota, Metazoa, Chordata, Aves, Passeriformes, Muscicapidae. The coding region runs from base 236 to 1057 and encodes 273 amino acids. The record is from RefSeq and is a predicted model, not a curated record. Gene Ontology annotation, biological process: phagocytosis, engulfment; positive regulation of B cell activation; innate immune response.
GCUCGGCUCCCUCGGGCCCCAGGCGCUCUCCAAGGGCGCAGCGCCGCUCGCUGCCCGCGGCCCGGCCGUGGCCGGCGCUGCUCCUGCCCGGGGCAGGGCCCGGGGCCCGGGGCGGGUGUGUCGGGGCGGGCAGAGGCGCCGGCGCUGCCCCGGCGAGGCGGGGCCGGGCGGGAGCGGCCCGAGCGCGGCUCCGCUCGGCUCCUGUGCGGCUGCCGCGGAGCCGGGGCCGGGCACGAUGGCGGCCGGGCUGGGGCCGGGGCUGCUGGCCUUGGCCUUGGCCUGGUGGUCGGCAGGGCUCUGGGCACAGCCGAGGCUGCAGGAGGCCGGCGGAGGGCUGCGAGCGCCCGGGGACUCCGUGACCCUCUCCUGCCGCGGGUCCGGAUUCACCUUCCAGGAUUAUUUUGUUCACUGGUACCGCCAGGCACCCGGGGGCAGCCUGGAGUGGGUGUCCUAUAUCAGCUCUCCCAGUGGCACUACACAGCGCUACGGGUCAGCAGUGGAGGGUCGGGCCAAGAUCUCCCGGGACAAUUCCCGGUCCGAGGCUUAUCUCUCAUUGCGGUCCCUGCAAGCUCAGGACUCUGCCCGGUACUUCUGUGCCAUCCCACGGGAGCAGGAAAUGCAGAUGAGCUUUAACACAAACCCUCUGGGCUCUGGCAGAGGUUGUGUUCGGUGUGGGGAAGCAGUCACUGGCCAGGUGGCCUUGGAGCAGCACCCCAGGGAACUGACCGUGCGAGAGGGAGAUCCAGGCACCUUCCAGUGCAGCAUGAAGGGGGGUUCCAUGGGCAACUACUACAUGUACUGGUACCGUCAGGGCCCACAGGGCUCUCUGGAAUGGAUUUACAGGGAGGAUGAUUAUUUUGGAGAAGGUUUCCAAGAUCGCUUUAAGGGAAUACUGGAGAGCUCCAAGAACAGCUUCACACUGCAGAUCCUGGCAGCAGAGCAGGGGGAUGCAGCAACGUAUUACUGUGGAGCAAGAAUCACCCUGGGGCAGCUCUGUAGCAGAAUGGAUCAAAAACUGCCAGAUGGGGAAGACAGAUAUCUCAGCAUUUCUUUCUAGCAGCUGCUGCCCAGGGCUCUUGUCAGGCAAUGGCAGGUGCAGGAAACGUCCCUCUGGCUUGGUGGCACUAAAAGGCAGUGGAGGGAGGGCUGGGAGAAGGGCUGCUGCCAUUUAUGGUGCAAGAGGAUCUGUUCUGGCAACUGCCCAGGCUGUUUGUGCAAGUGCAGCUUUAGUGCACGUUGCCUGGGCUCCUGUCCAGCACGGCCUCAUUUUUGCUCGGUGCCUUGGCUGCAGAGCCAUGGGAUGAUGGAGAUGUGUUGCUGUAGCUGCCAGAGUGCUGUGGUGGAUGGAGCCAGGCUGUUUAGCAAAGGCAGAUCAGCAGGGAUGACAUUGCUCUGGGUGGCUGCUACUGAGCACCUGAUGAGGAAGAAGGAGUUGAGAAGUUGUGGUGAGAUGAUUUUGAUUGUCCUGCAGGAGCCCAGCAAGCUGUCUCUCAGUGCACCUUCUCAAAUAAACAGGAGGAAAAUAUGCAAUUAAGGCUUGUGGCUUGAGAUAAGGGUAGAGAGCUGUGCUUACACUGCCAUCUUGGGCAAAAACAUGGACUUGGAGAAAUUAAUUUAAAUUUUUGUGAAUCAAAUCAGAAUAGGAUAAGGAGAAAAAAGUACAAAUCUAAAAAAAUAUGAUCUGCCCAGUCAUUGCACAGGAUGGGGAAUGAAACUGUCAGUUCAUAGCACAUUUUGUCUGCCACUUCUUCCCUCUCAUUCCCUUCCCCUGCCUGAGUGUGGAGUCCACACCACAAAAUACAUUUCUCCAGGAAUUUUUCAACUUUGGUUCUUUGCAUUGUCUGCAGUUCUUCACAAACUCCUUCAUUGUGGAUCUGUAGUUCACAGUACAGUCCUUCAGGAACAGACUGCUUCAGUGUGGGUACCUGCAGCUUGUCCCAGAAAAGCUGCUCUGACAUGGGCUACUUAUUCCAUGAGACCACAGCUCCUGUCAGGAGCCAGCUCCAACAUGAGUUCUGCAUGGAGUCUGAGAUCUGCUCAAGACAUGUCCAGUUACUUCCGUCUGGGGAACCCUAUGCACUGAAGGGUCAAUAUCUGCCCCACCAUCACUUAACAUUUCCUGCAUCAUCCUGACCUUCAGCGUGGGCAGCAGGGUCAUCUCUGCUCUGGCCUCUGCUGCACCUCCCAGCCCUCCUUCCUCAGGACACUGAGCAUGGCUGUGGAAAGUGGGAAUCUUGCUUAGCCACAUUUACAGCGUUAUACACUGAUACAGAGGGUCUGAGUGGGUAAGAAGGUGGAAGUUGUGCAUUCUUCAUUCAGUUGUGCUCACAGCACUGACUUCCUUGGGAACCCUCUGGACAAAGUCCUUUGUCAUGGACUAGAAAACAGUUCAGUUACAUGGACUGUGCAAGGGUAGAUAUUGUGUGCUCCAUCCUCUCCUGGCGCCAUAUCUUUUU